Messenger RNA from Thalassophryne amazonica, 4197 nucleotides. It is a transcript of the gene hadh, whose product is annotated as hydroxyacyl-CoA dehydrogenase. The coding region runs from base 65 to 997 and encodes 310 amino acids. The record is from RefSeq and is a predicted model, not a curated record. Gene Ontology annotation, molecular function: NAD+ binding; (3S)-3-hydroxyacyl-CoA dehydrogenase (NAD+) activity. Gene Ontology annotation, cellular component: mitochondrion. NCBI's taxonomy places the organism in Eukaryota, Metazoa, Chordata, Actinopteri, Batrachoidiformes, Batrachoididae. The transcript has 8 exons. Gene Ontology annotation, biological process: fatty acid beta-oxidation.
UGCGGAGUCACGUGACCGCCUGCUUAGUUCAAGUCUGUGCGUUUUGUAGCGUUAUUACCUCAGCAUGGCUUUCUUCACCCGUCAGUUCUUCAGAGGUUUUUGCUCCUCAGGUGUCAGCAGAAGCGAAGUUAUAAAACAUGUAACUGUUAUUGGAGGCGGACUGAUGGGCGCAGGAAUUGCACAGGUUGCUGCUUCAACUGGCCACAUGGUGACACUGUUGGACACAUCUGAUGACAUCCUGAAAAAGUCUGUCAGCGGUAUCGAAGGGAGCUUAAAACGAGUGGUGAAGAAGAAGUUUGCUGAUAAACCAGAGGCCGGUGCAGAGUUCAUCCAGAAAGUCAUGCUGAGCGUGAAGACGACAACAGAUGCCAGCUCUGCAGCUCAAGGUGCAGACCUCAUUGUGGAAGCCAUUGUGGAGAAUCUCAAAAUCAAACAGGAUCUGUUCGUCAAACUCGACAAUGUCGCACCAGCACACACCAUUUUUGCCAGCAACACGUCAUCACUGUCCAUCUCUGAUAUAGCCAGUGCCACCAAAAGAACGGACCGAUUCGGAGGCCUUCAUUUCUUCAAUCCAGUUCCCAUGAUGAAGCUAGUUGAGGUAAUUGGAACACCGGCAACAAGUCAGGAAACCUUCGAUUCCCUCUUGAACUUCAGCAAAGCACUUGGAAAAACACCUGUGUCAUGUAAAGAUACACCAGGCUUCAUUGUGAACCGCCUGCUUGUUCCUUACAUGAUGGAGGCUAUCCGCUUAUACGAAAGAGGCCAUGGAUCCAAAGAAGAUAUUGAUAUUGCCAUGAAACUUGGUGCUGGAUAUCCCAUGGGACCCUUUGAGCUCCUUGACUAUGUAGGACUGGACACUUUAAAGUUCAUCAUGGAUGGUUGGAAUGAGAUGGAUCCAGGUAAUCCACUGUUCCGCCCAAGUGAAAUGCUGAACAAAUUGGUUGCAGAGGGCAAAUAUGGUAAAAAGACAGGCGAAGGAUUCUACAAGUACAAGUAAAUGAAUUUUGCAGUGAUGAUCUGAGUGGAAAAUGCCACUGUGGAUGAGUUAGUUUGUAAAAGCUGAAUCAUGAACCAUGGACUGAUUUAAAGUGAAGAGGAAACACUGUGUCAUGUUCACAACACUCCUGGAUCCAGUUAGUGUGCCUUCUACAUUAAGUCUGUUUCUAUGCCAUCAGCCAAUGAAUGAUGAUUAUCUGAAGGAAGAUUAUUUUUGUUGUUGUCUCUCUUCCUGCUUGCAUUGCCAUGGGAGAUGGGAAGGACACGUCCCUCCCAGUGUUCUGUCUGGUGUAUGAGUACCGGUUUUUAGACAGUAACAUGGUUUUUGUCAGUGUUACACCACUGCGGUGGAUUCAGAAUGAAACGAUCAUGAAGUGAUUGCAGUGUAGACUGUCAGCUUUAAUUCAAAGAGAGAAAUAUCACUUAUUUACAAAUUAGACCCAUUUUAAUGGGCAUUCCUUCCAUUUUCAGAGGUCAAACAUAAUUGGACAUAUUAAUAAAUUGUAAGUAUGAAUGUUAAUGCACAAUGGCUUAGUAGUUAGCACGGUUUCCUCACAGCAAGAAGGUCCUGGGAUUGGUUCUUGUCUGGUCCCUUCGGUGUGGAGUUUGUAUGUUGUCUGCGUGGGUUUCCUCCGGCCCUCCAGUUUCCUGCCACAAUCAAAAACAUGCUUAUUCAGGGUCUGCUCCUUUCUCUGCCCCUGACCAAGGCAGCGCCUCUAUAUCUGGAGUUGGUUCCCGGGAGCUGCACUGUGGCUGCCUGCUGCUGCCAGCAAUUGGUUUGUGUCUAACUAAUUAGGAUGGGUUAAAUGCAGAGGACAGAUUUCAUUGUGUGUGUGUACAAUGAUGAUCUUUGCAGUCAGUGGAAGCCAUGAACAACACCAAAUGCUGCUGCUUUCCUUGAAAUGCUCGGUGAGGCCGGUACUGCAGCCUGUUUGUGGGUCUUUCUGUCCUGCUUUGUCUUCUGUGAGUGAAAAGCUGCUCUAUUGGUUUGGCUGAUGUGGUUGUUGAAGAAUAUUCCAGCUCUUGGUGUGUUUUUGGCCCAUCUGUCUGAUUGAUUUGUUUACCAACCUCAUUCUGGACUCCUUUACUCUCUCUGGGACCUCAUAGUGAGGGUUACAGUGAACAUGUAUCAAAUGCGAACUCAGCACUUGAAAUAGAAGAACAUCGAAACACAUUUUCCAAAUGUUUAGUCAGUCAAUUGUCCAGUUACUUUUGACCUGGGAGAAUGGAUGGGCUCUGUGUUUGUUUAAUUUUGUUGUUGUUUAUCCCCUUGGACUAAAACUGAGUCUGCACUACAAACACACCUCGAUUGUUUGAUUUCAGCUCCGUUGUGGUGGUGCACAGAAGAAAGCUCGUGUCCUGUCUAAAUAGUUGCUUUCCCUACUGCAUGAACACAUCAAAAUGGUCAUCAAUCGAUGUAACAUAUGAGAGUUGUGGAAUUAUUUUGAAUAGGUUUGCAGGUUAGCAAUGUGUAUGGGUCUAUAAUAAAAGCUCCUAUAAUUGAGUGCUUUGACCAUCACCAGUGGAUUAAAUCAGUAACAGACAUUAUAGUGACAGUGUAAUCGGAGCCAGCCCUGAUUAUGGAGGUGAGGUUUGAGAUUGACACCUCAUACAUACAUACAUACAUACAUGCACAACUAAAGCACUUCCCUCACUCAUUGUGGACCCCGACCAGCACCUCCAGAAGCCUGUUAUAGGUACAGAUGCAUUGUUCCACUCAUGUCCUGGCAACAAGAUGCAUUGUGGUGGUUGUGGAGCAUCUUGAUUUUUAUUUUGACACUCGCUGCAGCCACCAGGCUGGAACAAGUCAUGCUGUUGCUUUGAGAGUUCUGGAAGUGGACAAAGCCGUUAUCUGGAAGCAUAAGUAUUGUUCCAGUUUCUCAUCUUUUUAUGAAUGUCAAAAAAUGAAAUCCAUAUUCAAACAUCAACCCCAAAACAUUAAAGUAGCGGUCAGUUUCAGGAGUGCAAACUCUUCCGAGUUUGUCCACAUUUGUACGUAUACUACCUGAAUGUAUGAAUUUGCACAUCCUCUGGUUAAAAGAAGUCGGACAGAAAUUUAACUGAUGAGAUGCAGGUUUGAGGUGAGACGUGUUCUGGUGUGUAGAAUGUGGUUAAGCGUCAACUCUGUCUCUUCCCUCAAACUAGCAUCAGUGAUCCUGGUUAGCUAGUUAUCAACAGUCUCUGGUAGCAGUGGGCUUCCCAGGUUUGAGUCAGAGGUUAGUUGUUAAGACAGAUGCUGAAAUCUGAGGUCUCCAUCUCCACUCGUUACAGACAUCUGUUGUUAUAGCGAGUGGAGAUGCAUAAAAUGUAUGUUGUUAAAUGCACAACGGUUAAGGCUUUGCAGAUGCAUCAAACUGCACCAUUUUGGGUGUAAUCCAAAUCUAACCCAGUGCAGCAACAGGACUAAUUAGAGGUCCUGCUGUGAGGUAGUUGUUUUUUCUGACUCAUCUAAAAACUUGGGAAGCAAAAAAAACUGAUCACCUUUGGACACACUUUGUUUUCCAAAGUGCUGCCACAUUCUCUUCAUUUGAACAGUCAUGUCUGGACUAGUGUACCUUAUUAUUGCUACUCUACUUUUAUACUUCUCAGAAAAAAAUACGGCUGAUAAAGUAGGUUAAGUAAGGUAUUGCUACUUUGUUACUUAACAUAAGCUUGCAAAAGAAACUAAUUGGAAUCAGUUUUAAGAACUGCUUUAUGAUAUGCAGGAGUUCUGCCAUCGAUUUGUUUGCUUUACAAACUACAACACAUGACCACAAGGUGGUGCUGUUUGACUUAGGAUGGGGUAGUCCAGCGAGAUGGGUGACAUGGCAAGAGAUGCAAUGGCCCGUGUUUAUGUAAACACUUAAAUUAUUUAAAAAUGGUGCUUAAGAAAAGUUGGCUCUACUCCAAAUGCAAUUGUCCAUUCAAAGUAACUGGUGCACGAGCUGAUGUUUUAAACUGUCGUCUAACCUUUAACUUGCUUUGUGAGGCCUUCUGCCAGUACGCAGUACUGUCUGUAUGCUGAAUAGUAUUUCCAAGGAGAUAUAUAUUUUUUCCUGGCACUUCAAGUUCUGUUUAUGUCCCACACAAGUGAUCAAAUGAGCCAAUAGUGCCUUUUAUUUUUCUUAAAAAAAAAAAAAUUUUGAAACAGUUAAAAUGUGACCACUUGGGAAGCAAAAUGCUAUACCAAGAUGACAGUGACCCAAAAUAUAACAAAGAAUU